AUGUCUGGGGUUGUACCUGAAUGCUAUGCUCGAUCUGUUGAAUUAGCCAACACUAUGAUCUUUCAAUUAGGGAAUGCAUUUAUUCAUUUUGGAUCCCUUGUUGUGUUAUUGAUUAUUAUAGUUAAUGUUAGAGCCAAAUAUACUGCUAUUGGUAGACUGGAGAUGUUAUCAUUUUUCUACUUAAUGUUGGGACUUGUUGUUUCAAGUUUGAUUGUUGAUUGUGGAGUUGCUCCACCGCUGAGCACUACUUAUGCAUAUUUUGUUAGUUUACAAAUUGGAUUUGCAUCAGCUGUUUGUAUUAGUUUGUUGUUUAAUGGGAUUCUUUGUUUCCAAUUUUGGGAGGAUGGAUCUGGUAAGAGUAUUUGGAGUUUAAGAGUCAUUGCUGUUAUUUGGGGAGCUGUUAAUUUUAUUCUUUGUCUUGUUACUUUUAAAGGAUGGGGAUCUUUAACCAAUAGAAGCACAGUACCAUUAUUUGUGGUUACAUAUAUUUUAAAUGCUCUUUUAUUGGCAGCUUAUGUUGUUUCCCAAAUCAUUUUGGUGAUAUUUGCAUUAGAUACUUAUUGGCCUUUGGGUGCCAUUGUAUUGGAGGUGUUUUUCUUUGUGGUGGGGCAAGUGAUUACUUAUGUGUUUAGUCAAACCAUUUGUAAUAAGGCCUCACAUUAUAUUGAUGGAUUAUUCAUUGGAAGUUUGUGUAACUUGUUUACGGUAAUGAUGAUCUAUAAGUUCUGGGAUAUGAUCACUACUGAUGAUUUGGAAUUUAGUGUUGCCAAUGUUGAACAAGGUGUACAAGCAUUUGGAGGGUACGAUGAUGAUAGAAAGAGCUUAUAUCAUUAA
Messenger RNA from Lizanozyma spartinae, 834 nucleotides. It is a transcript of the gene CHS7, whose product is annotated as Chs7p. Gene Ontology annotation, biological process: protein folding. Gene Ontology annotation, cellular component: endoplasmic reticulum membrane. The transcript is spliced from 2 exons. The record is from RefSeq and is a predicted model, not a curated record. Bases 1 to 834 code for a protein of 277 amino acids. Lineage: Eukaryota; Fungi; Ascomycota; Pichiomycetes; Serinales; Debaryomycetaceae.